Molecule: messenger RNA, 3729 nt
Organism: Fundulus heteroclitus (mummichog)
Lineage: Eukaryota; Metazoa; Chordata; Actinopteri; Cyprinodontiformes; Fundulidae
Product: cadherin-like protein 26
Exons: 19
Coding region: 78-2552 (824 amino acids)
Biological process (GO): multicellular organism development; cell morphogenesis; homophilic cell-cell adhesion
Cellular component (GO): adherens junction; plasma membrane; catenin complex
Molecular function (GO): calcium ion binding; cadherin binding
Source: RefSeq, a predicted model, not a curated record
GGGCUUGGCCUCACUGAACACCAAGCCUACCUUUUACAGAAUGUUCCCAGAACGGACAGGAAUCAGCGAGACUCAAGAUGAGGAGCUUUCCCGUGCUUCUGUUGGCUGCAUUAGCAUCCCUGGUGGAGAGUGAAGAGGGUAGCAAGCACCAUGGUCGAGUUAAACGGGAGUCCUUGUCACGUUCCAAAAGAAGAUGGGUUCUUUCUACAAUAGAACUACAAGAGGAAAUGGAUGUGAAAUACCCUUAUCAAAUCACUACACUGUACAAUGACAAAACUGGUGAUAAAGAUCAUCAGUUUAUAAUAAGAGUAGCCGGUGGGCAUGAAGGGCUGUUCAGCAUUAAUGAAACAUCAGGAGAUGUCUUUGUACACAGACGUAUUGACAGAGAGAAGGACCCCUUCUUCCAUAUUAUAUUUGAUGUCUUCGACAAAUCGGACAACUCGAGAAUUGACAAACAACUAUCAUUUGAUGUAGACAUAAAAGACAUAAAUGACAACGCACCAAAGUUCAAUAAUAUUGAGAUCAAAGACGGCGUGGAGGAAAACAUAAAGCCGGGAUACCUGCCAAUAUCAAUGGAGAUCAAAGAUGAUGAUCAGGAAGGCACAAUAAACUCAACAGUUGUGGUCAGCGUAGCUAAACAAACACCAGCUGAACCAAAGAUUGAAAUAACGAAUGUUAAUGGAAAACUAUACCGACUCACAUUUGGAGGAUGUUUUGACUAUGAUAAAGCAAAGAAGUAUUCAGUUGUUAUUUUAGCAUCUGAUCUGGGAAAGCCAGCCCUUUCCAGCUCUACUACUGUUACAUUUAAUGUUAAUGACACAAACAGCCAUCAACCAAAGUUUACGAAGAGACAGUACCAAGCUGAGGCUAUGGAAAUGACCCUCUAUAAGGAGAUUUUAAGAGUUGCUGUAGAUGACAAGGAUACUCCCGGCACUCCCGGUUGGAAAGCUGAGUACUACUUUAUAAGCGGCAAUGAAGAUAAAACGUACAAUAUCACCACUGACCCCAAAACAAACGAGGGAAUUAUUGGUAUUGCCAAGGAGAAGAAUUUUGAGAUAACCAGUUUGGUAAAACUGCAAAUUGGAGUUAAGAACCUUGAACCCAUGUCACUCUGUAAAGAUGGAAAAUUAAUUACAGAUUCAAGCCAGCUUCCUCCCCCAGAUUCUGUUAACAUCACAGUGAGAAUGAAUGACACUAACGACGCCCCAGUGUUUGCAAAAUAUACUGACGACAUAUACCAGACGGAGGAAUCAGAGCCAGGACAGUCGCUGUAUACUCCUAAAGUCGAUGAUGUUGACUCCUCUAACAUCAGGUUUGAACUGAGAGAAGACCCUGCUAACUGGGUGACUAUUGAUAAGAAAACAGGACAAAUCACAACAAUCGAGAAGAUGGAUAGAGAGUCACCGUUUGUUGAUGAAAAUAAUAUUUACAGAAUUGUUGUAGCUGCCAUUGAUGAUGGUGCACCUCCAGCCACAAGUACAUGUACCCUCAAUGUCCACCUAAGAGAUAUAAAUGACAACACUCCCACGCUGGUCAACAAGACAGUCCUAUUGUGCCGAAACCAUGUGGAAACUCUAAAAAUCACGGUACCUGUGAAGGAUGCUGAUGCAGAUCCUUACAGUGGACCCUUUGUCUUCUCCUUGGCAAAGGAUGGCACUGAGUGGGAUAACUGGCAAUUAGAAAGUACCUAUGGUGAACAGGUCGUUCUUGUUAUUCGGGAGAAGAUUCCCUAUGGUAACUACUCAGUGCCACUGGAAAUUCAGGACAAGCAGAAUCAAGCUUCAAAGGAGACUCUGGGAGUGGAGGUGUGUGACUGUGAUGAAAGUGGUGUUUGCCAUGAACAUAAACCUCCUGCCAUUGUCCUUGAUGGAGCAGCCAUAGGACUAAUUAUUGCAGGACUGCUUGCAUUUCUGUUACUUCUCGCCGUUUUUGUGUGCAAUCGAGGUUGGGACUUUACAUAUGUGGAUAUGGAUGAAGGCACUCAGACGCUGGCCAAGUAUAACGAAGAAGGUGGUGGUAGUGACUGCAAGACCGAGCCUUUGAUCCUAACACCAGGAGGUUUAGGGAAUGUCACAGAUGGCAUGAAGAUUUCCUACAUGCAGAACACUGAGACAGCCCCAGGAUUUGUCUAUAGUAAAGGAACGUACAGCACAGCAACUUUCAGCCAGAACUCAAACAUGAACACAAUGGAGUCAGUGAAGCAGAGACCACUAAGAAACUCUAUGAGGGUUUCCAGACAAAGCUCAAAAUGGACAAAAAGCAGGAGCAGCACAAUUCAGAGCAACUCAACCUUCAACCAUUCUAUGAGACUAACGCAAGACCUCAUAAAUACUGGGAUUACAACAAUGAAAAAAGGAGUUGACAUAGAUACCUCAUAUCCUAUUGACUAUUCCCUAACUUAUGCUGAGGAGGGGACAGCAGACAUCUGUCAUCUGUCAAUGGAGCAGCUGCCAAACGACGACCAGGAUUUUAAAUUUCUGGACAAUCUGGAGCCACAAUUCAAGACCUUGGGAAACAUUUGUUUGGAGUCAAUUCAAACAAAGACGUCUUGAGCUGUAAAAGAAUGCUGGAAGGAAACUUGCGUGGCAUAUAAGUCACUCAUACCUUCUUCAAAGGGUACAAAUACAAAUGGACUUUCUGAGAAGUGUAUCAACAGAAUAGCUGCAUUUUGUACAUUAUGUACAUCACAUACACAUCACACAUCUUUAAAUCCAUGAAACAGGGCUUGUGUGGUAGCAGCUGCAGUUUGCUUGCUGCUAUAAGCACUAGGUUAUGCUCCAUCAAUUACAAAAAGCUGCAUUUUGUUAGAAAUAUGAUAUUUGCUUGUUUCUUAGUUUGGUAAAGUGAUUUAUGUUUAAAAGCAAUUUUUUGUUGUGGUGUUUUGGAUUUCAUUUGUAACACUAAACAGAAGUAAACUUGUGGAAACUGGGAUUUAAAAAAAAUAGCUUGUACAAUAGUAACCUUUUGUAGAGGGUUCUUUAUGUGCAUCAACACAAAGACUGGGGAAAGUCAAUAAUACUCAGCCAUUAAGCUGUAAACGUGUUCAUGCAAUGAUGAGGCACUGGUGGGUGGGGAAUGGAUGGUGAAGAUUUCACAAAAUUUCAAUAAUUUCUUGUUUUGUUAUAUUGGGUUUUUAUAAACCUUACUUAGAUUUUUUUUUUAAGGAAAAAUAUGAAUGUAGUGUUAUGAAAGGAAUUUACAUUUACCAUUACUAAAAAAAAUAUGUUCACAGCAGUAGAAAGGGAAAGUGUUAAGCUUACGUGCCAGUUUUCAUGUGAUCUAAAAGAGCUUUUUAAAUUGGUCGUUCUAUGUUUGUACCCCGUUAAGUUUGUUGGUGGUAUCCAUGGGUUAUGGGUCUUUUUAUCUGGUGAGGCUGUCACAUCUGAAAAAUGCAUAACAGCAUUUUCUAUUUGCACUGGGAAGUUCGGUUUUCAAAGUUCAUGUCCGGGAAUGGGACCCUGCUCCCAACUUCCCCAAAAGUUUGAAUUGCAACUUAAAAAAGGGUUCAUGGUGCUCUGUCUAAAGCAGCUUUAUUUUGCCAUAUUGGGUUGAAAUUUGACUCUAGCCAGUCACUCAGUGUUGUUUUAAUAGACACCAUGAAUGCUUUGCCUAUGUAGAGUCCUUUGCAUUUUCUACUUUUGAUGUUUCUCUCUAACUUUUAAAAUUGACAGUGUAGUUUUAAAAUUCUGGGUUUAUUUUUUUUUAAUAAAAUAAAAUAAAAAAGUCUUA